This is a messenger RNA of Filobasidium floriforme, 1029 nucleotides long. Its product is annotated as inorganic pyrophosphatase. Gene Ontology annotation, molecular function: inorganic diphosphate phosphatase activity; magnesium ion binding. NCBI's taxonomy places the organism in Eukaryota, Fungi, Basidiomycota, Tremellomycetes, Filobasidiales, Filobasidiaceae. The record is from RefSeq and is a predicted model, not a curated record. Bases 1 to 1029 code for a protein of 342 amino acids. Gene Ontology annotation, biological process: phosphate-containing compound metabolic process. The transcript is spliced from 7 exons. Gene Ontology annotation, cellular component: nucleus; cytoplasm.
AUGACCAGCAUUACCCCUCGAACGCUAGUCUCUCUCUUGCUUGCGGGCCUGAUGGUGCAGACAGCCACCGCCGCUCCCAAGGGAAACACGGGCGCAAACACCAAAACCGAGAACGAUGGCUGGACUUAUGUGGAAGUCGGAGCCAGGAACACUGAGAACUGGAGGAUCUGGUUGGAAAAGGACGGCUGUCCCGCAUCAUUCUGGCACGACGUCCCUCUCUAUCCCGACGAAUCGAACAAGCAGAUCAUCAACUUUAUCGUCGAGAUCCCCAGGUUGACGAACGGAAAGAUCGAGACGUCCCGGGACGAGCCUUUCAACCCCAUCUUCCACGACACCCGAAAAGGCGCCCCUCGAUUCGUAGAGAACGUCUGGCCUCACGUAUCCUACCCCUUCUUGUACGGCUCGGUCCCGCAAACAUGGGAGAGCCCAAACUUCGAACAUCCGUUCACCGGAUUCGAAGGGGAUAACGAUCCGAUCGACCUCUUCGAUAUCGGCCAGGAUCCUGGCUUCGUCGGACAGAUCAAGCAGGUCAAGGUUCUCGGCGGCCUCGCUCUGAACGAUGGAAACGAGACCGACUGGAAGUUGAUCGGUAUUGAUAUCAAGGAUCCCUUGGCACCUCUUUUGAACACUUACCAGGAUGUCGAAAAGUACCGUCCAGGAGUCAUCCAGGCUUAUCGAGACUGGUUUACCUACUACAAACUGGCUCGUGGCGACGAAGGUCUCAUUCCGAUCGUCGGCGAAUGGUACCAAGACGUCCCCUUCAUCCAAGACGUCCUUGAGCGUGGCCACGGAUACUGGCACGACCUGAUCGAAGGCAAGGUCGAUGCGAACGAGAUCAACUAUAACCAGACCACCACGAUGUCCGCUGAGAAGAGCCUGGUCAACGCCUGCGACAACAACAAGAGAAAGGCGUUUGGGGUACCUAAGAAGUCCAAGGUGGAGAUUGCCGCCAAGGUACCGGAGAGGUAUUCGCAGUGGUUCUUUGUUGAGGAUGGCCAGAUCAUACCCAACAAUGGGACGGACGUCUAG